AAAUACGCACACUCAACGUGCUGUAAACUCUUUGUUUAUUGCGCGACGGCUACUCCCUUCUCUAGUAUAUACAUCACGACCCUUUCACAGCUUUUGCCAUGCCUUCGCCCACGCCCCCCUCGACCAUCAGCAUCAAUCCUGGCGCUGCUAUCAGUGACACGGCGCCGGGUGCGGCGGAAUUCUCCUCGCCGAUUGGGUCGGCAGGGACAAAGGUUACUUUUGGAACGGGCGCAUACGUGGCGCCGGUCCCUUCCCCUACCGGAAAUAUCCCCGCAGCUGGGAACAACAACAAGUGAAUGAAGCGAACCACCACCGUACUUUGCUCCAAAGCAGCAAUCGACGACGUUGCCAGCCAAAGGAUAUUCAACGCGUUUCCGAGGGCAUUCCGUUAGUUACCGGGAUCCAUGAGAGGAGGUACAAAUACACUAUGCCUGGGUGUGGCAUUUAUGGUAAAAUGAGGCAUCCUACUAUUAUAGUCUACUGGUCAAUGCGUUCCUUCCUUCAAAUGAGUCAGUCUAUUGUAGGUCGUCGGGUUUGCGCGACAAGCAGUCUAGAGAUUCCCUCCGUGCUGCUGUCUUGUCUGUAUGUAAGUGUGCCCUUGGUCGCGAUCGCGGGUUUCCCUGCCGUACGUACAGGUUGCAACGGAUCCGUGGUACAACUUGCAAGUUUCAUGUAAAUAUUCGUUUUUCGGAUGCUCCAUCUCCGGUGUGAAGGGUCAUCCUGAUGAAGAACUUUGCAUAAGAGCACGAUCCAGAGUGGGAAAAACAAAAUAUCUAGAAUUUAUAUAUCCGUAUAUUCCAGUCUCUCGACGUGGAUUCACCUCAUGCGUUGCGAAGCUCUUGCGUCAUUUGUCCGUGAAGUCGUGUGGGUGUGUCCCUGUGCCGUAUGGAAACCUUACCAGACUGGGAGCAGUUUAGACGUUCAGUCUUGACUAAUUCUGCCUGUACGGUGUAAUCUGUUGACGCGGGGGGGGCGUUUUCAGCUUGUAGGUCAUUCUCGUCUUCAGGUGAACACAAAGACAGUAACUACUGGUGUUUGUUAAGUUUAGCAGCGAGGAAUGCGGGUUUUGAGAACCACGAGCACAACUCACCAAAAAAGCUCGAACAGGGCCGGCCGGCACAUGGGUUCACAAGAAAGGACACCAAUGCUGCUCGGACUACCACCAAACUUCAGGUCAG
Molecule: messenger RNA, 1178 nt
Organism: Ectocarpus sp. CCAP 1310/34
Lineage: Eukaryota; Phaeophyceae; Ectocarpales; Ectocarpaceae
Source: the annotation of a GenBank genome assembly